Penaeus indicus is the source of this 2658-nucleotide messenger RNA. Its product is annotated as mucin-5AC-like. The record is from RefSeq and is a predicted model, not a curated record. NCBI's taxonomy places the organism in Eukaryota, Metazoa, Arthropoda, Malacostraca, Decapoda, Penaeidae. Bases 139 to 2658 code for a protein of 839 amino acids. The transcript has 14 exons.
GAGUUGAGCGUCUGGCGGAAGAGCCCGAGCGGAGGAACGUCCAGGGCUUAUUUUUCUCGCUUUUUGCGCGAUGUGACUCGUUCCGGAUCUCCUUCCUUUACUACCACAGCGCAGGAGUGAGAGAGAGUAUAGGAUACCAUGGCAGGAAGAGGAGGCUUGAUGACGUCUGGAGGAGGGGGCUCUGGCUCAGCAGGAGACCCAAGCAACCAGCCCAUGGACCUGGCACAGAAGACAGUCGCCAGGUCACUAGAGUCGGGAGGCAUAGUCAAGAGCGGAGGAACCACGCUCGUCCACUACACAACGGGGGUUCAGCAGAUUCUCACCACAAGUGGAACAACUGCACAUGUGGUCACUGCCAAACCUAUUGGCAGGACAGAGAGCAUGGGUGUGGCAGGUCAGACCGUGACUCUUGUGUCGCGUCCUUCUGCCCCUCCAUCAGCUCUCAACCUAGCAUCACAGGGCCCAGGAGGAGGCAGUGGUGGUCCUUCACUGAGGACUGUGUCGCAUGCCCCGGGGGGAACCACCACCAGCACAGUGGUAACUUCAGCGUCCACCUACCACAUCCCACGUGGGGCGGCUGCUGUGGCCAACAUCGCUGCCCCAAGGUCCCAGACGGUGGCUACGCCCAUCAUGAGGACCAGUGCACAACCUAUUGGCCAACCAGGCUCUAAUGUCCCUGGGCCGAGAGGAAGUGUGGUAGGUCAGCGAUUGGUACCGGCUUCAACGAAUGGAGGCUGGAUUCGAAACACACCUUCCCCAGCACACACGGGCAAGGUCACAGGACUGUCCAUGCACCCUGGGGUCACCGCACCCAAUGUCAGUCUGGGUGUCCAGAGGCCAUCAAUGCCAAUGCCUCGUCUAGGACCGGGUGGCGGGGCUAUAACGACAUACCACACAGGAGUUCGGCCGGGCAUUGUCUCCAGUGGCUCUAUCAGAGGGCCGGGCACUGCCACCAUGCGAGGGAUGGUGACGUCGGAGGGCGCAAAGGGCACGGGGCCCAAGGCGGUGCACAUCACACAGCCCAUUGGACCACAGAAAUAUGGGGGCAUGGGUGGCGUGAUGAGUGGCAGUGGGCGCAGUGUGGUGGCCUCUGGGGGUGGUGCAGGGGGAGGGUCCUCCUCAGGUACCAUCUAUAGCCCUGGCAACCCCAUGGUAACCACAAUGUCUGGGCCAGGAGUGAACCCACAGACCACCAUCAGAACACAGGCUCCCCCAGCCAUUGCAGUCAGAAUCACAACAGCACCAGUGUCUACAGCGACAUCAUCUUCACAGGUGACCUCCCAGGCUGGCACAAGUAUUGGUGCCAUUUCCAUGACAUCCCCCUCUGGAUCAUCCCCCGGUGCCAUCCUGACACACCAGUCACCCUUGCACAGGACACAGCAGGACCAGGUUCCUCUCAAGACCCCAAUUGUUCGGACUCCUGUGGCUUCACACCAGAGCAAGGGCGGGGUGCAGGCACAGACUCUAACCUUUUCCGAGGGGCCGAAGGUGAUCACACAGCCUGCACAGGGCCCACCUCUGGCUCUUGCACAGAUCUCAGGCUUGGCAGGGGUUACUACCCAAAAGGCCCAGGUCAACACUCAUACUGUGUCACAGCAGCACACUCCUAGUGUCCAGCACAGACCCGGUGGCAGCGUGAUGGGCAGCAGUGUAGGGCGAGUGAUGGGGGGGACAGGAAUCCCGGUGGCCAAGGUCCUGCCCCAGCAAGCAACAACCCCAAACCAGGGGUCUGCAUCUGUUGCUGGCCCCCCCAGGGGAUCCCAUGGGCAGGUGCGCGCUCAGUCCCCUGGCCAGGCAGCUGACCCGCAGGCUCCCCACACCAAUGUGUUCCUACAGAGACCUCAUGCAGGGGUGACAGUGACAAGUGGCACACCCUCAGGUCAGGCAGAAAGGGUUGUAACAACAGUUCCCCAGUACAGCAUUGCACCACCCUACUACUAUGAACAAGGACAAAACACUUACCAGGUUGGUGGCCCCACUCUUGUGCCGCACACCCUGAGCUCCACCCACUACGUCCCAACCAACGUCCAGAGUGGCUCCCUCAGAGUGACCGGGGGAGGACCCAAUGCCAGCACAGGUGCAGCUCCAGGCCAUGGAGGGGGCCCAGGUCAGAUUGUUGAGGGUCCAGGGGGACAAGCACCUGCCCCCCUGCCAGCCAUGAAGCCUGGCGCCUCCCCAAGGCCUUCCAUCCUACGCAAGCGGCCUGAUAGCGAUGGGACACCCCUCAAAGCCGCCAAGAAUCUCACGGCUGCUCUGUGCCUCCCCAUGCCCUCACCACCCUCCCCCAAACGCCCAGACUCCAGAGGGAAUGGGAAUGCAUCGUCAGGCUCGACAACCAUCUCAGCCAAUUCCUCUCCUGGGCUGCAAAUCGAGGAGCUGGAUGGCAGCAGUGGAGGCGCCGCCACCGGGAACAGCGCCGAGUUGCGGACACCCCCCAGCAUCAAGCAGGAGCCCCCCGAGGAUGCCACUGUGGUCCUCCCCCGCCAGCCUGUGCUCUGCUCCAUGAGCGAGACUUCGGCCGGCCUCACCACCGGCAUUGUCACCACCACACUCAACGUGCCGCAGCCCCACCUCUCUGUCACAGGCAUGCACGGGGCCUCGCAGGCGUUGGCUGACGGCCUCUCUCCUAGGAAGAAGCCCAGAAAGCAGCAGCUGUGA